AUGCCUUUUCUGCUGUGCUUGAAAAAGAAGAAGUCACCUGUGCCUUUAGGCAGGAGUAUCUUUCAAAAACACACCCCUCCCAUCCAGCAGAACUACCAGGCUUUGCUGGAGUCGUGCUUGAAGAACAAAUGCUUGUUCACAGAUGACACCUUCCCUGCUCACAUCAGCUCCAUUGGAACAGGAGCCCUGCUGAAGAAACUGCCCCGAAAUUUACAGUGGAAGAGGCCACACGCCUUGCACAAAAGUCCCGUAUUUUAUGCUGCACACAGAAAGCAGCCUGAUCUCUGCCAAGGAUUGGUGGAGAACUGCUGGUUCCUGGCGGCCCUGGAAGCCCUGACGUUCCACCAGGACAUCUUGGCUGCAGUCGUGCCACAGAACCAGAGCUUUGAGAGGAAAUAUGCGGGCAUUUUCCACUUCCGGUUCUGGCACUUCGGGGAAUGGAUUGACGUGGUGGUUGAUGAUCUCCUGCCGGUGAACGAGGCUGGGGAGCUGCUGUUUGUUUCCUCAGUCUAUAAGAAUGUGUUUUGGGGAGCCCUUCUGGAGAAGGCAUAUGCUAAACUCUAUGGCUCCUAUGAAGAUCUGCAGAUUGGGCAGGUUUCAGAAGCCCUGGUGGAUUUCACAGGGGGUGUCAAUACAAGGAUCAAGCUUGCAGAAGCUCCUCCUGAUCUGUGGGAUAUACUGACAAGAGCCACCUACAGCAGAUCUCUCAUGGGCUGUCAGACACACUUAGGGGCAACAAAGGUCCUGAAGAAUGGGCUUGUUGCUGGCCAUGCCUACACAGUAACUGGUAUCAGAAAGGUGACCUGUCAAUAUGGACCAGAAAACCUAGUGAGACUGAGAAAUCCAUGGGGAAAAAUUGAGUGGAAAGGAGACUGGAGUGACAGCUCUUACAAGUGGGAGCUGCUGAGCCCGAAGGAGAAGAUUUUACUGAGGAAAAAGAAAGAUGAUGGAGAGUUCUGGAUGUCUCUGCGAGAUUUUAAGAUCCAUUUUGUAGAUCUGGUGAUCUGUAAAUUAACUCCAGACCUGAUGAGCCAGGAAGAUGGCAAAAAGUGGAUGUACUCCUUGAAGAGUGGGAGAUGGGUUAGAGGAAGUACAGCAGGAGGAAGUCUGGGAUUCUAUAACGGCAACUUUUGGAUGAACCCUCAGUACUGGCUGAAUGUGCUGCCAGCUGAAGACAGCAAGAAAAGCCCAAGCACGUGCAGUGUGGUUAUAUCCCUCAUGCAGAAACACAGCACCAAACACCGGAACCGAGCCCCUCACCUUUUCAUUGGAUUCUUACUCUAUAAGGUGAAAAGGCAGUACCAGGAGAGCAACAGAAAGCUGCCCCCAGGUUUCUUCACCCGACAUCAGCCUGUGAACAAGCACCAGGUUUUCCUUGAUGAGCGGGAAGUGACUCAAGACUUCCAUCUGGAGCCUUGUGUCUACGUCAUUGUCCCCUCCACCCUGGAGCCUCAGCAGGAGUCUGAGUUCAUCCUGCGGGUCUUCUCCAGGAAGCACGUCCUUCGGGAAAUGGGUGGGAACACGAGCUUCACCCUCUCUAAGGAAAUUGUUGAUAGGUAUGAAGGCAAGAUUUGGGAGGAUUUCUUCACAAAACAUUUUGAACAGAAUCCUGAAAUAAAUGCUGUUCAGCUCCAGAGGAUCUUGAAUAAUAUAUCUUGGAGAAAUUUCCAGAGUUUUCGCCUGAAUUUCAGUCUGGAUUCCUGCCAGGGUAUCUUGGCACUCCUGGAUCUGAAUGCCACUGGCACACUGAGUAUCCAGGAAUUCAGAGUCCUGUGGAAGAGGCUGCUUUUCUAUUUGGAAGUUUUCCAGAAGAGAGACACCAAGAGAUCAGGGAAGCUUGACCUUGUGGAACUGCAUGCAGCUGUACAGGAGACAGGCAUUUCACUCAGCAAUGAAGUCUGUAAUUUGAUGGCAAUCAGAUAUGGUGACCCUGACUUACAGAUCAGUUUUGAGAGCUUUGUUUGCUUCAUGCUUCGAGUGGAGAUCAUGGGAGAGGCCUUUCGCAACUUAACCCAAGAUGGCAAAGGGAUUUACCUCCGGGAAUCUGAGUGGAUGAUGAUGACACUUUAUUCCUGA
This is a messenger RNA of Melospiza georgiana, 2076 nucleotides long. It is a transcript of the gene CAPN14, whose product is annotated as calpain 14. Gene Ontology annotation, cellular component: cytoplasm. Gene Ontology annotation, biological process: proteolysis. Lineage: Eukaryota; Metazoa; Chordata; Aves; Passeriformes; Passerellidae. The transcript is spliced from 20 exons. The coding region runs from base 1 to 2076 and encodes 691 amino acids. Gene Ontology annotation, molecular function: calcium ion binding; calcium-dependent cysteine-type endopeptidase activity. The record is from RefSeq and is a predicted model, not a curated record.